AUGGCAGCGGGCGACCUCUCGACGUUCCUCCCGGCGAGCCCAAGCCUGUGCAUCUACGACCGACGAUGCUCCGCCCAUCCCCCGUUUUCUGGUGUUCUUGCAUGGGGAGCGCUGCCCCUGCUCGUGGGCAAAAACACCCCCAUCGACGUCGCCCCCGUCCGAGAAACGAAGCGCACCACCGCGAAAGUCGGUGCUCACCUCGAGAACGUCCUUCCCACAACCUUUACCGACGAAGACUCCCCGCUCUACCCCCCAGUCCCUUCUCCUCCCACCCGCCGCGCUGCGUUCGCGCUCGGAGGGUCCGCGGCGGGCGCGACCGGGCAGCUCGCCGACCAGGAGUACUUGGUGCUAGUCGGCGGUGGGGGCGACGACAACAUGCGCUUCGGGCCCUCCCGCCGGUUCUUCAACCCCGGGUUCUCGUACGAGUCGUCUGGCUGCCGUCUGCGCGUUGCCUACGCGUUUGCUCCUAACCCAUUCGCAUCCGUCGUCCUCCGCCCCGCUAGUGUCUAG
Molecule: messenger RNA, 510 nt
Organism: Epithele typhae
Lineage: Eukaryota; Fungi; Basidiomycota; Agaricomycetes; Polyporales; Epitheliaceae
Exons: 3
Coding region: 1-510 (169 amino acids)
Source: RefSeq, a predicted model, not a curated record